AUGUCAGACGCUUCUACCGACCCCACAUCGUUGGUCGCGCCGUUGUACCCCCCGUUGGAAACAUUCAUCGACCGCCAGAAUCCUCAGCCAAUUUCUCUCAACCUGGCAUUCAACCGGUUCCGAUGGCCUGCCUUUGCUCCUCUCCAUGAGAUCAAAGUUCUUCGCGACCCAUCGAAUGCGGAAUCGGUGCAGGACCCGUACCAAGUCCAGUCUGAAGACGGUACUUCCUCGUUACACCCUAUUGCCAGCGAGUUGUACACCAAUCCUCCCAUAUCCUCGUUGAAGGCUUCAAUCGACAUUCUCGACCAUUACGGCAGUCGAGAUGCAUGGGAAGAUCUUCACACGGUGGACCGCCCAGAAGAUGACACUGAGGUCCCAUGCGAAUGCUGUGAUCGGAUGCCGUAUCGACCACCAGAAUCACUCGUUAUCCGUGCUACCUCUGAUGCUGGCGUGACCAUCGGAGAUAUCGUCUCGCAGGUAAACAAGUACAUGAAUGACUUGCGAGAGGAUGUCCUCGAGGCCUUGGAUGCUGUUGGAGAGUAUGCCGGUCAGAGAAGCCCGAAUCACUCAUUCUGGGUUGACUUCUGCGUCAACAACAUCGGUAUCGAAGAAGCACGGUCUCCGGAAGAAUUGAGAAAGGCUUGGAAAGAUCGUGCAGAUUCUAUGCGGGGCUUUCCUCCGGGGCAGAGGUAUCAAGAGAUGAAAAACCCUCUAGAAGGAUAA
This is a messenger RNA of Colletotrichum gloeosporioides, 723 nucleotides long. RefSeq lists its product as uncharacterized. The transcript has a single exon. The record is from RefSeq and is a predicted model, not a curated record. Bases 1 to 723 code for a protein of 240 amino acids. NCBI's taxonomy places the organism in Eukaryota, Fungi, Ascomycota, Sordariomycetes, Glomerellales, Glomerellaceae.